AUGGAGUUUAGUAGUCACACUAAUGAGGUUUUGGACCCGGUAGAAAUUGACUUCUUCUCCGAUCGAUCGCGAACACCUAGUCCAACACCUGUCUUAACAAGUAAUGUUUGUUGUGAUUUGGAGGACAUAUUGAGCGACGCUAUUUCAGAGUCAUUACAAGGAUCUCUAAGAGUGAGUUGCAGUCAGUUGAUUAAUCAAGAGUUAACUAUAAGACCAGAAGCAAAUAUUGAAUCAAACGUUCCCGAGGGGCUUGACCUGUAUACAGUGAUAUACGAAGUAGAGAGUGAUAGUGAAAGCAAAAUGGCUGAUGUGAAUGGAUCAUCAGCACACACUUCUGCCAAAGAUCAGGACGCUUGCAGGCACGUGGGUGGCUCAAAGUUCUAUGAAGUGAUGGAAGGGACCAGCGUCGGGGACGCCAGCAUUCCGUCUCCCACGGAGAAGCAGGAUCCCACCAAACCCACGGAGAGUGACGACGAAGUGUCGGACGUGGACCAGGAGUGCACGGUGUUCUGCGGCGUCAGCUACCUCGGGGCUCAGAACAUCGCGGACCCCAAGUCGGAGACGGACAUACAGAGGAUCAUGAAGGAGUUGAGCUCGAUGCCCGAGAACAGAGACGGGAUCGCGGUCUCCAUAUCCGUUCCGGUCUGCUCGCAGGGACUCGUCGUCCUCUACCAAGCGGAGAGCAACGGCGUGAUGGCCCGCUACGCGGUGAACCGCAUUUCCUUCUACGCCCGAGGCGCGGUGGGCUCUCCCGUCGCCUCGUGCUUCGCCUUCACCUGGUCCCACGGUGAGACCAAGGAGUCGGCCGUCUACAGGUGCCACGUCUUCAGGUGUCACAUCGCCGAAGCCGUCAGCCAGGUGUCGAGUUGUUUCGCAAAAGCCUUCGAGAGGAUACCGCGCUCCAUGGCGUCUUCUCUGAUCGGCGACUCGAGCGCCGCUCCUUCCAUGACCGGAUCCCUGACCGAGGGCUCGGGCCCGGCCGCUCCGCCCAUGCAGCUCAUGCACGUGCUCGAGUGCUCCGUGGACAUCAAAGAGACCGAUGCCAAGGGCUCGUUCAGCCACGUUCCGAAGGAGCGCCUCGGGUACAAACUGCGAGGAGGCAUCGACAAGCAGGUCACCAUCAACGUCAAGCAGGUCACGAACAAUGUACCGACGGACCCCGACGACAUGACGUCGUCGUACACCGGUGGCCUCUACAUCGAGAGGUGCUUCGGAAUACUUCUGGCGCCGGGACGGAGCGUCAAACAUUCGGACAUGCAGCUUCUCGAAAUGGUGAGCGGCGCAUCGGGCGGCUCGGGGUGCUCGGUGUGCGCGCUGUGGAACGCCGGGGAGUCGGCCCUCGCGGCCUUCAACGUCGCCGGCGGGGACGGGGCUCCCGCCUUCAUGUCGAUGGCGCUGGACCUCGUCAUCCGCGGCAUCAGGGAUCCGCUUCGAUUGGUCAUAGAGACUCCGGUGAAGGUGUACCCGCCCUCCGAGAGGUUCUGGUAUUACUCCAAAAGGCCCUUGGUGCAGCAGUUCUACAUCAACCUGAGAGAGUCGGCGGACUCCCUGGGUCAGCUGCAGUACGAGGUGGCCAGCGUGGAGACCUCCGGGGAGCUGGACAGAUCCAGGCUGAACCUGCCCCUCUCCCUGUCCAGUCUCCUACCGUCGCCGCUCUCCGCUGCGCCCGCGCCGCCUUCGCCGUCGGAGGCCGAGUCAGACGGAGACGAACCCUUGCUGAGCGGAACCGGCGAAGUGUCGAAGGACUGCGGAGAAGACGUUCUGGAGAAUUGGGCGCAAGUUUUGAGAAGCUGGGCGGGGCCGCGGCCUCGAGCCCUGGGACCCUUGGUGCGAGCGGGCGUGCCCGAGGCCCUUCGGGGAGAGGUGUGGCUGCGUCUGGCGGACGUGGACCAGAACCACAAGCUGAUGGAGACCUACAGGACGCUCAUCAGCAAGGAUUGUCCGUUCGAAGCGGUGAUCCAGCGGGACAUAGCGCGAACCUUCCCCGCGCACGACUUCUUCCGCGAGGCGGGCGGCCUGGGCCAAGACUCGCUGCUGAGGAUGGCCAGGGCCUACGCGGUCUACGACCACGAGGUGGGCUACUGCCAGGGGCUGAGCUUUCUGGCCGCGACGUUGCUGCUGCACAUGCCGGAGGAGCAGGCCUUUUGCCUGUUGGUUCGUCUCAUGUACGGGUACGGUCUGCGGGAGCUGUACAAAGACGGCUUCGAAGCCCUGUACAUGAGGCUGCAUCAGCUCGAUAGGUUAAUGGAGGAGCAACUGUCCGACCUUCGCGCCCACUUCCGAGAGCUGGGAGUGGAGCCUCACAUGUUCGCCUCCCAGUGGUUCCUCACGGUGUUCACGGCCAGGUUUCCUCUACCUCUGGUGUACCACAUCCUGGACGUGUUCCUGCUGCAGGGCGUGGACACGCUGUUCCAGGUGUCCCUAGCUCUGCUCACCCGCUGCAAGAAGGAUCUAAUGCAGCACGACUUCGAGGGGGUGCUCAAGUACUUUAGGGUCACUCUGCCGAAGAAGUGUCGGGCGGAAGAGUCGUCUCGGCAGAUCGUGAAGCUGGCUUGCGGCAUCAAGGUCAAGAGGCUGCCCAAGUACCAGCUGGAGUACGAGAAGUUCAUCAAAGAAUCGGCCGAAGAGGAGAAGAUCAACGCGGAGUUGGAGCGGCUGAAAGUGAUCAAUGCGCAACUGCAGCAGGACAAAGACACUCUGGAGAAACAACUCGCGCAGAGUCGCAAUAAGUUGGAAGAAGCCCGGAAGGAGGCGGGCCACCACUCGGCCGUAGCUCGGGACUACCGAGAGAUCUGUGGCAGGCUCGACAGGCAGCUGCAUCGUCUGCAGGACUGCACCAAGAGCUGCGUGGGCUGCGGCCUGAAGCUGGCGCAGUGGGACGAGGAGGAGCGUCGGGCGGGCGAGAGCGAGGAGAAGACCUGGAGCGAGGCGGAGGCCCGUCUGAAGCAGCGGGUGCGGGAGCUGGAGCUGGAGCUGGCGCAGGUCAAACUGGCGCACGUGCAGGCGCAGUGCAGCAAUCAGGAACUCAGUCACCGGCUGAACUCCGCCCUCAACGAGAUGCAGUCGGCGAUGAACCAGAAGCAGGCCGUGGCGCCCUGGCUCGUCCGCACUCUCGGUUCGAUCGUGGAGGCCGCUCAGAGCCGACCCUCCUUCCAAACGUACCUCCCGAACUCGAGUUCCGAGCCGACGCCGCCCGUCCGCCGGCGGCCCCACCCCGGCCCGCGGGGCGCUCCUCGCUCGUCGAGCCCGGCGUCUCCGGGGGGGGAGAGGGAGGCGAACAGGCGGAGCUGCGACGCGACCACCGUCAGGAAUCUGUCGCUGGGUUGA
Pieris macdunnoughi is the source of this 3327-nucleotide messenger RNA. The record is from the annotation of a GenBank genome assembly. Lineage: Eukaryota; Metazoa; Arthropoda; Insecta; Lepidoptera; Pieridae.